UUAGUAUUUUACUUCUUUAGAAGAUAUUUAUAUCAUUAAGAAUGCUAAUCUUUUUUUUGUAACAAAUUUUGAAAAUGGUGAAAACUUUUUUAUGUCAUCCUUUUAAUAAACUAAAUUCUUUUUCGGAUCAAUAUGAAGCUACAUCUAUAUGCUGCCAACAAAACUCUUAUAUGUUUGUUGCAACAUCAACAGGUUAUAUGCACAUCUACAAUAUUGAUAAAGUGGAAUAUCCACUUGAACACAGUUUUGCCAGUUGUGGUGUUGUUUUAAAAAUGGAAUACUGUGAAAAAGAAAAGUUUCUGGUUACAUUAGAAACUAAGUUGCAGGAUUAUAAAACUGGUGUAACAUCAAAAAAUGUUUCAUGUCAAGUUCGAGUUUAUUUAAAUAUACAUUUAAGCGUAAAUCAUCGUGUUUAUACAUCAGUUGCCUAUGGAUACUCAGCAGCUUUAGAUGCAUUUGACUAUAAAUUUACUAUUGUAGAUCUUUAUUUGCCACAGAGUGUUUGUGAUAUGUCUCUUUGUAAAAUAAAGCAUAAUAUUGCUGCUGCUAGUGGAAGCAAAAUCCAAAUAUUUACAUUUGUAGAAAAGAAUUUUAUUAAACACGAUGAAAAGACUAAUACUGUAAUUGAUUUUUACCCAUUGCUGGAAGUUGAAUGCCAUUUUAGAAUUCAGUAUGUUUCAUUUUACAUUAAUUGGUUGGCAUUUUCCUGUAACAAUGAGUUGCGUGUUGUUCAGGUAUUUUUAAAUUCUGAUGAUGCAAGUAUAUACUUAGGUGAAGAUGUUUCUGAACUUUUGGACAGCAUUUAUAAUGAUCCUGAUGAUAAAAGCACUAAUCUAACCACCCAUUAUUCUUUUGAAGAUGAAGUAGUUAUUUGGAAUUUUGAUCAAGGAUCUGGUAUGGAGUUGAACAAAAAAGCAUUCAAGAAUGAACAAAUUGGUUUUGGUUUUGUUGAAGUUGAAGCACCAUAUAUUGACACUGGUUUUUCUUCAAAAGAGUUGCUUGGUUGGUUUGAAAAAAUACCUGGUCAUCCAUUAACAGUAAAAUCACAAAAUACAGAACAGGCAACAUGCAUUACACGUUUGUACAGAAGAUUCGAACUGUCUGAAAUAUCCUUUAAUGGAAUGGUAGAAAACAUACACAGUUUGCAAUGGCUACCAGUCUUUUCAAAUGAGAAUUUUGACAAUCAAACAACUGAAAUGGGCGGAUAUCAAAUAAACAAUUGCUUUAGAAUUCCUACUGAUUUGUCAUUACUGACAUUAGGGUUUUUCUUCUCCACUGGAAAACAUGGAUUUCUCUAUGACUUAACAAAAACACCAAAAAGUGUUGUUGUAUAUACCUACACAUCUGAUUGUUAUUUUGCAAAACACAGUAUUUCUUUACUUGACAUUGUUACAAAAAAUGGUCUGGAGGUCUAUUCUUCAAGGUUGUAUGCAAUAGCUGUAGAGAAUUACCAAAAUUUUAAAAAAAGUAGAAAUGAAUCAGCUGAAAAUGAGAUCAAGAAAAUCAAUUUAACAGAUUGUGAUUCAGUUUUUGAUGGUGAAACAUUAACGUCUUUUUAUUGCUAUGAUUCUAAGUAUCUUCAAUCACCUUGCACCUGGAGUGAUGUUGACUUAUGUUUGGUUGGUUUUUAUUCUUUGUCUAAUAUAAAUUUACUCCAAACAUCAUCAACAAAGAGAGUUUUUCUUGUUAAAAUUCAAUCUAAAUCAAAGAUCAAGUUUGUUGCAAAUGUUAUUUCUUGGAAUAUCUCUGUUAUGACAAAAGCAUCUAUGCCAUCUAUAUAUAGCAACAUUAUGGGUUUAAUUCAAGGUAGUGAAUUGACUAAUCCGACAGUUUACUAUCAACUAUUAAGUGAGGCUCAUAUGUUUGUGCGUUCACAUUUGUGUUAUGGUAUAGAAAGUGAUGAAAAAGAACUUUUGAUUUUAUUGAUGAAGGAUUCAGCACUUAAAAUGGCAGAUUUUUUAAUAUGUUGUGGUACCAUGUUUGCAUAUUAUUUGCAAGUAUCAGAAUUUUACAGUUUGGCUGGUUUAAGCUUUGAACAAAGUAUUAAAAGAUUAAUUAUGGAACCAAAACAGAAGUAUGGUCCUGGAAUGAUUGUUUAUUUAAAUGAAAUGGUGCUUGGUGACAAAAAAGUGUCAGGCAAAAAGUUUUUGUUAAAUGACAAAAUGCUUUGUCUUGAUAAAGAAGUUAUAGUUUUCAUUCUGGAUAUUUAUUGUGAAUAUAAACCGUUUUUGCUUUCAAAAGUUAUUUUCGAUUCUCGAAUAAACAAUAUAGAACCAGGUCUUGCUCUGGCUUAUUUAUCAAAGAUGAAGUUCAAAAGUGAUAGCAGAUUUCGUCCCUAUGAUUAUUUGUGCUAUGCUAUUUUAAAUAUGGAGCUAGGAGAUCCAACUCAAGCUGAAAAUUGUCUUAAAGAAAUAUCAGAGGAUUCUUUAGCAACAGUUUGCAUUAACCACUAUGACUUGUUGACAUCUAAUUUUACAUCUCCAAUUUGCCAGUUAUUAAAAAAAAGGUUUAAGUUUGUUUUCACAAAAAUAUUGGUUUCUCUUUUCGCUGAUGCAAAAAUUGAUGUUCCUACAAUCUUAAAUAUUUUCCAGAAAAGUAAUAAUGGGCAAACUGUAUACAGCUAUAAUGUAUGUAGAGUUUUAGAAGGAAUUCUUGAUGAUGUCAAACAUAAAGAUCAAUUCACCGAUAUUGCUAUUUAUUUAAUUGAGCAAUAUUUGGCUAGGGUGAGCAAGCGCAAUUAUUCCGAAAAACUGGAAACUAAUCAUCACCAUGUUCCAAAAGGAAAUGGUCAUUUUGCUGUUAGGUUCAAGUGGUUAGAUUCAAUGCUUCCAUUUUCAGGAGAUACCCCUUGUCCCCAAGAUUGCAUUUUUAAACCAAGCACAUUUAAAAGUAGCUCUCAGCAGGAUCAAAUGUCAUCAAAUGUAAUAAAUAGAAAACCAUUUUUGCAUAGUAUUUCUUCAUAUUCACAGUCUAAUAAUCUUGAAGAUUCUAAAAACCUGUUAUACUGUCACUGUUGCUGUUGUUGUGCUAUUCUUCUGAAACUCCAGUCUUUAUUAUGCUCAAAGUACUGUACAAAACAAUUAGUAUUAAAGGUUUUGAAAUUGUUAGAUGAAUAUUCUUUUGUGGGAAAAGAUACUUUGAUGCUGCUCUGUUGGUCGAGAACUAAUUUUAUUAGAGAGUGUGUGGUUUAUUUAAUGACAAACUACAUUGAUUUAGCUAUUCAAUGUGCUAAUGACCUUUUUGUUUGGAAAUCACAAUGGCAAACGUUGCUUCAAUAUGUUUUUGAGUUAUUAAAAAAUAAUGACAUGGAAUUGAACAAACCAGCAAUAAUUAAAGUACUUCAUGGUGUUCUGCAUCGCCUAACGCGAGCAUACUCUCCAAUUGAAUUUUUUAAUUUUUUACCUUGUGAUGGCAAUAUGCAGUUCUUCCUUCCACAUAUUCUUGAGUGUUGGUUUUAUACUCAAGCAAAUUCGGUGAAAAAAGAAAUUACGACAAAAUGUGAUUAUUUGAUAGAGUCGUCCUCUUUGUUAGAGUCGUCGUCAUUAGAAUCAUGAGAAAAAAAGUCACGAGUGUUGUGUAUAUUGACGGAAUUUAUUAAAAGUUUUUUUCGCUUUUUUUUUCUUAAAUUACAAAAUUAUAGUUGUUAAUAAUUAAGUUAUAAAAAAAUAUAAUAUAAAUAUUUAGAUUAUAAAUAUGGAA
Messenger RNA from Hydra vulgaris (swiftwater hydra), 3699 nucleotides. Its product is annotated as BLOC-2 complex member HPS3. The record is from RefSeq and is a predicted model, not a curated record. Gene Ontology annotation, cellular component: cytoplasm. NCBI's taxonomy places the organism in Eukaryota, Metazoa, Cnidaria, Hydrozoa, Anthoathecata, Hydridae. Gene Ontology annotation, biological process: organelle organization.